GAUCUGCUUUGCACCCCAGGUGUGUUUGUUUACCUAACUGGAAUAUGUCCUUGAAUUAUGGUAAGUUCUCUCAUUUGCCCAAGUGGAGGAUAAAGAGGUGUGUAGGUGUACACUAGCCUACUAUGCACAGUGGUAAAAAAUUGCUUUUUUGCCUCCACCAACAUUUGCCUCUUGCAUUGCCCACUACUGGGAUAUGGCCUUUGGAAGAUUGCCUAGAAAGGAAUACUGUAAAAGGUUCUUUAGCCCUGCUUUAUAUCCAGCACUGGAAUGACAACAGGUUAUGCCGAAUCUACCCAUAUGAACAAGCCAGCAGGAAAGGAUGGUGCCUUUAGCAGAAACAACCUGAAGUGUACAGAGGCUCAGAGUUAUUGGAAGGCUUUCCAGAAAGGAAUGCAGCUCUCAGGCUAAAAAAAAAAGGUUUCCCGUCCCUGGCUCACACCUUCUUGCCUACCAGAUUUCUUCCCUCCAUCCCCAUACGUACUUGCAACGUCCUUCAGAAACACUGCUAGCUAUUCCCUCCCUGCCAUAGCGCAAGGGGAAAGUCCCCUGAUGAGGCCAGUUCCUCUCUUCCCUCAGGAACACCCCAGCUAAGUUCUCUUCCCCUGCUACGCUUUGCUCCUUGUCAGGCACCACAACCACGAAGGAAGCGGUUGACUCUUAAAACAGGCAGGGACCAAGAAUGGCAAAAACCAACGGCAGCUUCUCUCAGCAGGAUGGCCAGAGUGCCCGGUGUCAUGUCUGCUUUGGCAGCCUACCAGCCAUCUGGCUACCCUUUCCAGGAAUGUGCAAUAUUGAUGGAGUUUCGGGACGUGACCAGCUCUUGGCUCAGCAAAGAAUGCGCAGCAUGAUCAGCUCAGUGGAUGUGAAGUCAGAAGUUCCUGUGGGAUUAGAACCUAUCACGCCAUUAGACCUGCGGACAGAUCUCAGGAUGAUGGUUCCCAUGGUGGACCCAAUGAUACGUGAAAAGCAGCUUCAGCAGGAACUCCUCCUGAUCCAGCAGCAGCAACAAAUUCAGAAACAGCUCCUUAUAGCAGAAUUUCAAAAGCAGCACGAGAACCUGACGCGACAGCACCAAGCUCAGAUCCAGGAACACAUAAAGUUACAACAGGAACUCUUAGCCAUCAAGCAACAGCAAGAACUCAUUGAGAAAGAGCAGAAACUGGAGCAACAAAGGCAAGAACAGGAACUGGAAAGGCACCACAGGGAGCAGCUUCCUCCAAUCAGAAGCAAAGAAAGAAGCCGCGAAAGAGCAGUGGCCAGUACAGAAGUGAAGCAGAAACUUCAAGAGUUUCUAUUGAGUAAAUCUGCAACGAAAGACUCUCCAGCCAAUGGGAAGAAUCAUUCCGUUAGCCGGCACCCCAAGCUCUGGGCUGCCCACCAUACCUCAUUGGAUCAAAGUUCUCCUCCCCUUAGUGGAACGUCCCCUUCCUACAAAUACACGUUACCAGGAGCACAAGAAGCCAAGGAUGAUUUCCCGCUUCGAAAAACCGCCUCCGAGCCCAACUUAAAAGUUCGCUCCAGAUUAAAACAAAAGGUGACGGAAAGGAGAAGCAGCCCUUUACUCAGGAGAAAGGAUGGAACUGUCGUCUGCUCCUUCAAGAAAAGAUUGUUUGAGGUGACAGAAUCAUCAGUCAGUAGCAGUUCACCAGUUUCAGGUCCCAGUUCACCAAGUAACGCCCCUGCUGGGAAUACAGAGAACGACACCUCAGUGUUGCCAAUGAAUUCCCAAGCUGAGCAUUUGGUUCCACCACAACGCAUUUGCAUCAGUGAAGAAUCAAUGAACCUUUUGAGUCUCUACACAUCCCCUUCUUUGCCCAACAUCACUUUGGGACUUCCAGCCGUACAACCACAACUCAGUGCAUCAGCGCCAUUCAAAGAAAAACAGAAGUGCGAGACCCAGACAAUCAGGCAAGGAGUAGUUUUGCCAGGACAGUACAGAGGAAGCAUCUCUUCACCUUCUGCCCCUCAGCCAAUUGUCCUAGAAGGAAAGCCUAACAGUAGCCACCAAGCUCUCCUCCAGCAUUUAUUACUGAAGGAACAAAUGAGACAGCAGAAACUCCUGGCUCCAGGAGGGGUGCCUCUUCAUCCUCAGUCUCCACUGGCAACAAAAGAAAGAGUCUCACCUGGCUUAAGAGUUGCACAUAAGUUACCUAGACACAGGCCACUAAAUCGGACCCAGUCCGCUCCGCUUCCUCAGAGCACCUUGGCACAACUUGUUAUUCAGCAACAGCAUCAGCAAUUUCUGGAGAAGCAAAAACAGUAUCAGCAACAGAUCCACAUGAACAAAAUACUUUCUAAAUCUAUUGAACAGUUAAAACAGCCCGGCAGCCUCGAAGAAGCCGAGGAAGAGCUUCAUGGAGAACAUUUGAUGCAGGAAGAAAGAGCAUCCUCUCUUGGUAGCAGCAUUCGGGAUGACAGCAGUAGCAUUUCUUCGGACGACAGACUGGGGCAGCCUUUAGGGGCCGUGAAGGUGAAAGAGGAACCACAGGACAGUGAUGAUGAUAUUCAAAGUCAGCAAAUGGAAUCUGGGGAGAAAGCUGCUUUUGUGCAACAGGUAAUAGGCAAAGAUUUAGCUCCAGGCUUCGUAAUUAAAGUGAUUAUCUGAAUACUCUCAUAAUAAGCAUUUCUGAAUCCUUGGUGAACAACAUGUGUUUUUCUUCCCCCAUCCACAGGGUUCAAUUGAAUUGCGUGUUUUUAGCAAUCAGCAAAUCUAACAACGCCAGAUAUGUUCACACCUUAAGCAUAGCGAGAAGGUUUUUGUUAGAUCGGGAAACUCUUAUUGCCGUGCGAGCUUUGGGGUAAUUCGUAGAAUUGGUAUUCGCUCCAAUGGAUUCUACCACAUUAGUUCUAGUGAAAUGGAACUCAUUGUUGUGUGAACUUUCUGAUCAGGCUACUGCUGAUCAGACCUCGGAAUUUCUCUUCCCUUUUGGUUUCGCUCCAUUUCUAAACUUCUUUGACAUCUCAAUGUAUACUUUUGUCAAUUUGUAUAUAAUGUACCAUACUGUAGUCCUAAACACUGUUUAAAAAGAAGGGGAUUUUCCCCCUUCCUUGGUACUACCAGCCCAAAUACCAGUGAUCUGAGCUUUGUAUAUAGAAUGUAACCUGGAGAAAAUGAGUCGGAAGGCAAAUGAAGACCGGCAUAGAAUGCACUUUUAAAAACUAAAUUGGUUUUCCCUAUCUGCGCUACUUAAUUUUAUGCCCCAUCUUUUUAUCACUAUCUUCAUCUGUUUCCUUUGAGGAUAUUUCUUAUGUGCAACAUUAUGCAUGAUAUACCUGUAUUUGUGUUGAGAUGGUGGUGGCAAGGAACCAAAUUAUGGCGGUGAUUGCCAAUUUAUUUAUUCAGCAAAAACUAAGUACAGUGGUACCUCGGUUUAUGAACACAAUUGGUUCCGGAAGUCUGUUCAUAAACUGAAGCGUUCAUAAACUGAAGCGAACUUUCCCAUUGAAAGUAAUGGAAAAUGAAUUAAUCUGUUCCAGAUGGGUCCGCGGUGUUCAUAAACCGAAAAUUCAUAAACCGAGGUGUUCAUAAACCGAGGUUCCACUGUAUCACAAUAGCACACAGCCUAGCACAGAGGUUUACAUGCUUAUACCAGUAGCAGGCGAACACAUUUGUGUUUCCAGCACCCAUCUUGGGGCCAACUUUCUCCACUACCCUCCUCUCCUAGUUGGAAAAUUAAGUCAGCUGUUCAUCCCAGAGUGCCCAGUCAAAGCCAUUGAGCCUUAGUGUACUUGGUUUACCCAGACCCCUGGCCAGCUACUCUGUGUGUCAAGUAAAGGGGAAUGUCUAGGUCUGAUUCUCUUGGGAAAUUUGUCUAAAAACAGAGCAGGUUGGCAAAUACUUUUCAAUAAUGCUGUAAGUAUUAUUUACUAAGGCACGCAUCCAGCUAUAGGUAGUUGCAGCUCCAGAAGGACCAAAGUCCUUUUGAAUGCUUUAAAAUCAGAACAACUCAGUAUGUAGCAGAAGCUGCCGUUUACUUAAGCCAUUGCUGUGUCAGGUCCCUGCUGUUCUCCUGCAGAAAAGUAAUUGUGUGAAGGUGGACAGGAAAUGCCUUAUAGAAACAGGAAGUCCAAGUGACUCAUGCACUGUGGAAUGUAAGAGGGGGCAAAGGGGAGCAGAGGAUAGGGUUUUAUUCUCUGUUUUCUAAAGGGCACUCUAUGAAAUGAUUUAUUGUCAAAGAAAAUAACAAAGCAAGUAGGGAAAUUGUUAAGGAAGCUUUCCAGUGAAACAUUUCCUUUAUAUUCCCUUUUGAUAUGUUUACUUUGUUGUAGAGGUUUACUUUUGUUAAGCUAAAGAUGCAUUGUAUUAAGGCCCCCUUUAAUAUGGAUAAUCCAAAACUGACCUGGAAUCCUUGUCAGCCCCCCCCCCCAAAAAAUUAAAAUGUUUAUAUUUCUAAGGUAUUUUAAGGUGCAGUAUCUUUUUCAAAAAGAGAGCGCUGUUUUGCCAAAUGGAAAAGUUCUAAUAAAAGCACGUGGUGUUUACAUUUUUAUUUUCUAGAAUCCCAUAUAAAAUGCUACAGUUUCGAAAGAUACAUUAUCCUACCCGCAACCCCUACAUCACGAAGAGACUUGCUAACAGCACCAGUAAAUAUGAUUUGUGCCACAGUUGACCAUUUUCCUAUUAAUAUAUCAUUUAAGUGUAGAAAGAUGAAUGUACACAAGAGACACACUGUCUUGAGUGACAGGUGUAUACACCAGGGGUCAGCAAACAAAUUUUUUCAGCAGGGGGCGGGUCCACUGUCCCUCAGACCUUGUGGUGGGGCUGGACUAUAUUUUUUGGGGGGAGGGGAAUGAAUGAAUUCCUAUGCCCGACAAAUAACCCAGAGAUGCAUUUUAAAUAAAAGCACACAUUCUACUCAUGUAAUAAUAAUAAUAAUAAUAAUAAUAAUAAUAAUAAUAAUAAUAAUAAUAAUAUAUUUAUACCCCACCCAUCUGGCUGGGUUUCCCCAGCCACUCUGGGCGGCUUCCAACAGAAGAAUAAAAUAAUUGAUUAAAGAUUAAAAACCUCCCUAAACAGGGAUGCCUUCAGAUGUCUUCUAAAAAUUCUCUUUGACAUCUGGUGGGAGGGCGUUCCACAGGGCGGGCACCACUACCGAGAAGGCCCUCUGCCUGGUUCCCUGCAAAUUGGCUUCUCGCAACGAGGGAACCGCCAGAAGGCCCUAGGUAAAAACACCAGGCAGGCCCCACAAAUAACCCAGAGAUGCAUUUUAAAUAAAAGGACACAUUUGACUCAUGUAAAAACACACUGAUUCCCGGACCGUCUGCGGGCUGGAUUUAGAAGGCAUUUGGGCCGGAUCCGGUCCCCGGGCCUUAGUUUGCCUACCCAUGGUAUAUACCUAUUCCACUCCCUGUGCAUUUUAUGACCGUGGUAGCUCAUUGCAUCUUCCCGUCAUGUAUACACACAGCAAAGCAGACAUGCGAGUGCUUGUCACAUGUGGUGGUGUACAUUCCUGCCCCGCCCCCACUUUCACAGAAGAAAUUCUAAAGGGGAAAAUGUGGUGCUGUGUGAAGCAAUUCUGACUGUUUCAAGAUAUUGCUUCAACACAGCAGUAGAGCUGGGCGAUAUAUUGCUAUAUCAUCCCAAACGGGUUUGAAGUUCAUAUCAGCUGCAUUUGUGACCUAGCAAUAAUAUUGCAAAUCAUGGUGCGUGUGUGUGUGCGCGCUAGGCAGAAAUCACAAUGUGGGGGGAAACCAUGAAGCCAGCCAAUGCUUCUCUUGAUUCCUGCAGCCCCUCUUAACUCUGCUGGCUCAGCUCUUUCCUGCCUCCUGCAGGGCUCAGCAAAUCACAAGAGCAGGCGAUGGCAAAAAUCACGAUGCGGGGAAAACUGUGAAGCCAGCCAAUGCCGCUACAUAGCUCCAUCCUUUUUCAGACAUCAUGAUAUAUAAGUAUAUUACAAUGUUAAACUGGUGAUAUAUCACAAUGUUGAAAAUCAGAUAUUGCCGCAGCUGUCCAGACAGGUCAUAUUCUGGGAACUGGGUGCACUUUCCCAACAUUUGUAUUCCCUGGAGUCUAGCUGAGUAGGUUGCUCAGCUGGUACUAUUUCCCUCUGAUUUUAAAAAGUACCUGUGAUAAUUAGUCUAGGAAGAAAGGCCCCUAUGGUAUAAUCCUGCUUAUAUGCACCGUAGCUCAAGCAGAAAUAUAGAAACCCACUGUUCAGACAAGCUCCUAAAUGCAUGCAGCCCAUUUUCUUGUGUGUGUGUGGUGGCAGUGCAGAAUGUCAUGCCAAUGUUUAGGAGCAAAAUGCUAAUUUCAAUAGAGGGGCAACAAAAAAUGUUUCCAUCAGCUUUAUUAGAAGAUGCAUGAACACCGACUCUCAGAUUUAAGGGCUUUAAUGUAAACAGAGAGAUCAUCUUCCUUCUUGAAGAAAAGUAAGAAAUCUGAUAUUUAGAUCCAUAAAGUAGAUCAUUUGUGAAAAUAUAUUUUCCCAUCUUGUACAUUCUUUUUCUGAUCUUAGCCCACUCAACAAUGGAUAGAACAUCUUUUAAAAUAUUUUAUUUGGGCAGAUACCUGGAUAUAAGCAAACUUUUGUACAAUAAUAUUUCAAAAAUGUGUAACUGUAAAGAUAUUUUUAUAAAGAAUUGAGGAGAGCUUCCCCAGUAUAGCCAGUGGACUUUCAUGCCACUCAUUUUUUUUUAAAAAAAAGAGAGAAGUUACCUGGAACCAGUGAAAAAGGAAAACUGGGUUUACGCAACCAUCUUUCUAAUUGCUAAUUGUCACAUUUUAAAUCUAUUGUAUUUAUUAUAAUUUACACCUUUGGUGAUCUCUUGUUUUGUGUUGUAAAUAUAUUAUGUUUGUAUGUUCCCUAUUUUGCCUUCUGAUACAAGUCUAUAUAUUCCUUUCUCAAAUAAAGUUUUUUUUCUCAAAAGAUUCCCUUUCACAUACUUGGCUUUGUGUAAACUUGAUAAUUCUAAGGCACUGCUUUCUCUUUGAUAUAGGCAAAUAUAUUUGCUUAUUAUUGUAGAAGUAACAGAUUUAGGAGCAUGCUUUUUAUUCCAUUACACAUUGACCUGUUACUUGAUCCCACUUCAGCCAUUACACAUCGUACAAAAAUGGAAGUAUCUGUGCAUGUUCAUUUUAUCCUCAUCACAUUUGUCUUGAACAUGUGGGUCAACCAUUGUAUCAUCAAAAAACUGCAAUAACGCAAGUAAAUACCAUUUUUCUGGUUAUCCAGAAUUUUGAUAGCUAACCAUUGUUACUCAAGUCCCCCCCCCCAACAAAAAACAAAAAAACCUUAAGUGACUUAUUUGCCUGUGAAAAGUUGUAGAAGUGUUAAGUGAUGCUGAUGAUUGCAGAUCUGGGGUCUUUAUAUCUAUAUAUAAAAUGACAGUGCUAAAACAUCACAGGUAAGGACCUUUCCAUUGAAGAUGGUUUCUUAAAAGCUAGUGGCCUCAGUCUGGAACAAACUGGUUACGUUUAAGUUUCAGUGAAAUCAAUGGGGCACGUGGCCCUUGAGACAUAUAUAGAGUGAUAUAAGGCCCCUGUAUUGGAGCAGCAUUCAGAACCCCUGUAAAAACUUUAUAUUCAGUCUGGAAUGGGAUGUGUUGCACUUCAUUAUCUGUGGGGAAAUGGAUUGCCUACACACUGGUCCCCACUCUUUGUUGUCUUCAGAUAUCUUUGCACGUGUGCAAUAGGUGGUGGACCGGAUAGGAAGGAACCAGAGAGCACUUCACCUUCAGUUCAAGCAAGAGUAAAAUCAGAGCAAGGGGAGCUCAGGGAAGAGGUUGCAGUGCCUUUGGAAGCCACCCAUGCCUCCUUGGGGUGAUCACCCCAUUGAAGACAAGGUGGCUUUUAAAGGUGCUUCAUGUAACUAGAAUUCUUCCAUGAUGACAUUGUUAUGGUCUGCAUAUUGUGGAAAUGCAUUGCUGGCAUGCAACUUUUAAGAAAGAGAGAUCUAAAAACAGGCAAAAUGUGCAUAACUGGCCAACUGGACAGUGCAUCUGGAUAUGAAAACCAUAUUCUGUGGGUUCCAGCCAUUUUAUAAAUGGCGCUCAUUUUUGCAGAUGCCACUACAAAUGCUGCCAUGAUUCUUGGAUCUUCAAGAUCAGGCAUCCCCAAACUUCAGCCCUCCAGAUGUUUUGGACUACAGUUCCCAUCAUCCCUGACCACUGGUCCUGUUAGCUAGGGAUCAUGGGAGUUGUAGGCCAAAACAUCUGGAGGGCCGCAGUUUGGGGAUGCCUGUUCAAGAUGCUCCCUGCCAGUAAUUAAUGUAGGCAGAGCAAUGCAGUUUCAUUAAUUGGCAACACAGUCGUGCAAUCCAGUCAUUCCCACUGAAGUCCUCACUGAAAUAAAUUCUGUCUCUUUUCAAUGCAACUAUGCUGUUCUUGCCAUCUUCAUUUCCAUCCCUGAGUAAAGGAUGGAGUUGUGUUGAAUUAAUGGCAAAGUCUCAACUGAUUUCCAUGUAAAUAAAUUUCACUCAACAUCUUCCAUUUCCAUCAUUGUCUGAAAUCUUAGCUGCAGUGAAUGAAAUCUUAGUUGACCAAUUUCUCUGCAACUAGAUGUUACACACCAUGUUCAAAAUUUGUAAUUCCAAGCUCUAUUUCCCCUGUUUUAUCUUCACUGGCAUCC
This is a messenger RNA of Zootoca vivipara (common lizard), 8563 nucleotides long. NCBI's taxonomy places the organism in Eukaryota, Metazoa, Chordata, Lepidosauria, Squamata, Lacertidae. The record is from RefSeq and is a predicted model, not a curated record.